AUGCGAGGGCAAAUCAGUACGAUUGAAAAAAUCCUUCGAAGAAGGCCACGAAUUUUGAGAUGUUCAGGCGUAGGCCCCGCACCUCAACUAAUAAAAUUCGCUCUAAACGAGAAACGGGUGAGCCAACCUUUUCACUUUUUUCCACUUUUCUCCUCUCGGUUUCAAUAUAAUCUUCUCUGCCAUCUGACUCACUGAGUCCGGAAAACCAUAAGGAAACAACAAAACAAUAGCCUCGGACUCGAAACGAAAUGGUGUCGGACUCAGAGCUAAUCGCCCGACUCCGAGAGUUCUUGAAAGAAUCGGACCUGAACACGACGACUACAGCAAUCGUGCGGCGGAGAUUGGAGGAAGAUUUUGGGAUUGAUUUAUCGGAGAAAAAGAAGUUUAUUAGGGAGCAAGUCGAUGUAUAUCUCCAAAUCCAGUUCGAAAAUGCCGAAGAAGAAGAGCAAGAACAAGACAAAGAUGAUCAGAUGGCGAAGAUUAAAUCAGAGGAAACCGACGACUCUGAUUCGGACGUCGAAGAGGAGGAGAGUGAAAGAACGAGGAAUAAAAGGGCUCCUGCAAAGAAAGGGUCAAAAGGAGUCAAUAAUGAAGUUAAGAGAAGAGGAGGUGGUUUUAACAAAGUAUGUAGACUUUCCCCACAACUUCAGAAACUUCUAGGAGUCCCUGAAUUGGCAAGGACUGAGGUAGUCAAGCAAAUAUGGGCUUAUAUCAGAGAGAAAAAUUUGCAAGACCCAGAUAACAAGAAAAAUAUAAUUUGUGAUGAGCCAUUGAAUGCACUUUUUGGUGUUCAUUCCAUUGACAUGUUUCAAAUGAACAAAGCCCUGUCAAAGCAUAUCUGGCCCUUGGAUUCAGAUGAAGUUGUUUCAGUCAAGUCAACAGAGAAGGAAAAGCAACAUAAGCAUGAGAGAGAAGGAGGUAUGGAUGGUAAAUGACUAAAUUAAGGUCUUCUAUGCAGAAUUUGUUUUGUAUUGACGAGAGCAGUUAGUAUGGCUUAUGCUCACAUCUUGCCCACCAUUGCUAGUAUUAGUAAUAUCUUGCAGCUUGGACUAAAUCAAGGAAGAAUAUUUUGUGUCUUGAUCAAUAUGCUCAAAUGUUUUAUAACUCAAAUCUAUCUAUAAUCCUUAUGAAGUGCUAAAUUUAAUUAUGUUGGCUUUCUUGUCUCAGUUGUUUCAGUCAAGUCAACAGAGAAGGAAAAGCAAUGUAAGCAUGAGAGAGAAGAAGAUCCAGACGAGCCACAAAGAAAGGAAAAGCGACAGAAGGGAUUUCUUGCUCCUCUUCAACUUUCAGA
Durio zibethinus is the source of this 1291-nucleotide messenger RNA. The record is from RefSeq and is a predicted model, not a curated record. Lineage: Eukaryota; Viridiplantae; Streptophyta; Magnoliopsida; Malvales; Malvaceae.